GAGGGGGGUGGGAUUGGCCGGUGCUAUGGAAGGAUGUGACUAAGUAAGAUAGACGUACUGGGAGAGAGACAGAGACACACAGCGGGUGAGAUAGAGGGACAGGCAGAGACACGGAGACAGAAACUGAGAGAAAAAGAGAGAACUGCUGAAUAUGAAACCUUUUUCCCUUGAAGAGAAAGGAUACCCCGGCGGCCCCCACGUCCCACCCCCCCGCCUGGGCCGCCUCCGCUGAAGUGGAAGGAGCAGCCUGACUCUCUUCCAGGACUGCGGACCGUCUCGGGCCGCAGUUACCCAGCCCAGGGGCGCGCGAAAGCCGAAGCGCGGAACCAGCAGGGGGCGUCCCGCGGCCCGGACCUGCGGCCUCGGACCCGGGACCGGCCGGCGCGCGCUCGCCGCCAGGGGGCGCUGCGGGACUGCCCCGGCCCCCGCGCCCCUUCCGCGGCCGGGGCGGGCAGCGGAGCGGGUGCAACGGCCGCGCCGGGGGCCAUGCGGGGCCAGGCCCGGAAGGAGAGUCUGUCCGAUUCCCGAGACCUGGACGGCUCCUACGAUCAGCUCACGGGGAACCCACCCAGGCCCACUAAAAAAGCGCUGAAGCAGCGAUUCCUCAAACUACUGCUGCCGUGCUGUGGCCCCCAGGCCCUGCCCUCAGUCAGCGAAAAUAGCGUAGAGGAUGAGUUUGAAUUAUCCACUGUGUGUCACCGGCCCGAGGGGCUGGAACAGCUGCAGGAACAGACCAAGUUCACCCGAAAGGAGUUGCAAGUCCUAUACAGGGGCUUCAAGAACGAAUGCCCCAGCGGCAUCGUCAACGAAGAGAAUUUCAAGCAAAUUUACUCCCAGUUCUUCCCUCAGGGAGAUUCCAGCACUUAUGCCACCUUCCUCUUCAAUGCCUUUGACACCAAUCAUGAUGGUUCUGUCAGCUUCGAGGAUUUUGUGGCUGGUCUGUCGGUAAUUCUCCGAGGAACCAUAGAUGAUCGGCUCAAUUGGGCCUUCAACUUAUAUGACCUCAACAAGGAUGGCUUCAUCACCAAGGAGGAAAUGCUGGACAUCAUGAAGUCCAUCUAUGACAUGAUGGGCAAGUAUACAUAUCCUGCCCUUCGGGAGGAGGCACCAAGGGAACACGUCGAGAGCUUCUUCCAGAAGAUGGACAGAAACAAGGAUGGUGUGGUGACCAUUGAAGAGUUCAUUGAGUCCUGCCAGAAGGAUGAGAACAUUAUGCGUUCCAUGCAGCUCUUUGACAACGUCAUCUAACUCAAUAGAGAGAGGGGUUGUCAUGUGCUAAGGGAAGCUCCUGGGCCUCCCUGCCCAGAUGGACCUCGCUCUUCCUUUUCCCAGUUCUAUCUCCGGCCCCCAUCCUGUUGUCUGCAGGUGCCCAGGCAACUCACAGGGGUUGCUAGGAGGCUGUGACCCCUUUGGGGGAUCUAGGUUCUGAGGUAAAAGGGGGUGGGGGUGGGUGGGGACUUGGAAAACAGGGCAGAAUCCUGAAGUGGUGUUUGGAAGUGUCCAAGGCUCUCAUGUAGUUACCCAGACCCCUUGUCUGCUCCAACCCACUGCCUCUGCCUUAGGGUUUGAUGUAGGAACAAAGAAGCUUCCCCCAUUCCCAUUCCACCCAGACAAUAGAAUCCAAGAAUGCCCCUGCUAUGGUGCUUCCCCAAACCAACCAAUCUCCCAGAGACCUCCCUACUGGGCACUUGCAGAAGCACUUCUAAGAGAUCCUAAUAGCAAGGGGGAGUCUUAGACCAUAGGCCAAGAUCUAAACUAGUCAUCAGGGUCCUCUGUAGUGGAGGUUAAAAAUUAAUCCAGAGAAGCCUCCCAGGCCCUGGCUCCUGGGUCUGGGGAACCUGAUUGGGAAUACCCUGGCUCUCAGAAGAACUCUGACCCUGGCCUCUGGAAAGAAGAGGUGGGAAAUCAAGGUCCUAUAGUGCACCUGCAUGAGAAGAGAAGCUCCCCUGAACAGGAGCCUGGGAUUCCAGAUACCUGUAUCACUUGCCUUGAUGCUCUCCUGGGACUCUCCAUGUAUUUCCUCUUCCCCAUGGCUCCUUGAGUAUGAUGGUGGUGAGUGUGGGGGCGAGGGUCCCACAGAUGGAAAAAGGUCUAGGACUGUCCGAGCAGCUGGAGUUCAUUGAGGUCCUAGUAUGUAUCCUCUCCUGUCAGCUUGACACAUUUUAGCAGGACCAGCUAGUGAGGCCAUUCCCUCCUUCAGAAUUUCAGGUUCCAGAAUGAACACUAUCACAGGAUUAGAAAUGCCCCAAAGCUGUGUGUAUGGGGGGAUAUGUGUGGCGCCUUGGCAGAUGGGGCCCUCCUUACUACUGCCUGUCUACCCCUCUCCAGCACAGCUCAGCUGCUUCCUCUCCCAGCUCUGCAACCUCUCCUUCCCCCCUGAGGAACCAGGGAAACCCUAAUGUUCUCAGCAGAGGACUCUUAUUGCCCCAUCCCAUCCUGCCCAGGAUUUUUUUUUCCUCAUCCUGAAACUCCUCAGGCAUUCUCCCUGCUGAUCCAGGGUGGGAAGGGCUCUGCAAGCCCUGUCCCGGCCCCAUCUCUUCCCCCUGGGCCUCCACUCCACUCCUACAAUGUCUCAACUUGUCCUAGGUACCUCUGCCCUCUCAGCCAGCACUGAUCUGAGGGGAUAGGGGGAUAAUAGCCUCCUUGCUCCUUUGACUAGGACUUGAUUGUGACUGCUUUGCAUUUUCAACUCUGUGUAUAUUUUGUAAAAUAAGGAACCCAGAGAAUCCAAUAAAACACAA
Molecule: messenger RNA, 2741 nt
Organism: Dromiciops gliroides (monito del monte)
Lineage: Eukaryota; Metazoa; Chordata; Mammalia; Microbiotheria; Microbiotheriidae
Gene: KCNIP2
Product: potassium voltage-gated channel interacting protein 2
Exons: 10
Coding region: 487-1248 (253 amino acids)
Biological process (GO): regulation of potassium ion transmembrane transport
Cellular component (GO): voltage-gated potassium channel complex
Molecular function (GO): potassium channel regulator activity; calcium ion binding
Source: RefSeq, a predicted model, not a curated record